GCUUUUCUUUGUGCGCCAUCUUGUUCAGAGUGACGGGUCUCUGGGAGCGGUCGGUGGGUCGGUGAGGAUCAGCUUUAACGGGACUGUUACCGAGGAUGAAGAUGAUGAUGAUCGUGCUCCUCUUACUCAAGUAACGGAUCUGUUUCUGAGAGCGGUCGGUGAUUUCAGCUGUCAGUGAGGAUCAACGGGACUGCUACAGAGGAUGAAGAGGAUGAUGAAGAUCAUGCUCCUCUUAAUCGGUGUGUGUGUGCUGCUGCUGUCUGCACCGACUGUUUCUGCAGUGUCUCUGUCUGUCAGUCCAAACCUUCAGCAGGUCUUCAGUGGAUCUUUAGUGGAUCUGAGUUGUGUUGAUGAUGGACAGACAGCUGAUGGAUGGACAGUGAAGAGGACCAGAGGAGGACUCACUGAGGACUGUGGAGCAGCUCCAGGCUUUGGGAGGCUUCUUGGUUCCUACUGUGUUGUGGAUCUUUCUGCUCCCAGUGAAACCUUCUGGUGUGAGGACUCCUCUGGACAGCAGAGUGACAGAGUCUCCUUCAGUGUCCAAUCAGACACUAGAGAUGAAGGUGUCAUCCUGGAGAUCCCUGCACUUCCUGUGAGGACAGGAAGUGAUGUCAUUCUGCGCUGCAGACAGAGGAAUGGUGCCACAGUCGCAGCUUAUUUCUUCAUCAAAGGAAGUCGUCAUGGUCUUACACGAGUGCACAUCAUCACUAACAUCCAGCAGGCUGAUGAAGGUCUCUACUGGUGUUCUACUGAUCAGGGUGGAAAGUCUCCUCAGAGCUCUCUGAGGGUCAGAGAUCCUCCUACAAUCAUCCAUCCUCCUCCUCACUGUCCUCCUCCAAGCACCUCCACAAACUUUGCUCCUCCUCUUACUUGUCCUCCCUCUCCUCCUUUCCCAGCAUCCACCUGUCCUCCUCCUCCUCCUUCCUCUCUCCUGGUCCCAGUUGUAGCAGGUCUGGUUUCUGGGCUUCUCCUGGUUCUGGUUCUGGGUUUGUUUCUGUUUCUCUGCUGGAAACUCAAAGGAACACGAACCAAGAACAGGAACGUCUGACUGCUGAAGAAACAGUCUGAGGAGGAGGAGGAGCUGGUGAUGAAGAGCAGCGUGUGGUUUAUACUGUAUCUGUUGUGUAUUCAGCCCUGAGGAAGAUGAAGAUGCAGCUUUGCUUUGGCCUUCCUCUGCUAACAGCUAACAGCUAACUGACCUCAGCCAGAUGUUCUGCAGCUGUUUGUCUAACAUUAUAAGUUUAUAAUGAUGAUGACCCCAAACGUGUUUCUGCUGUUCUGAUGGAUCUCCACAGAGCGUCCUGACUCUGUGUCACAUGUUAGCUUCAUGUGGGUCAAAAGUCAAAGCUGCUGACUGUCAGGAAGCAUCAAACAUCAUGAAACACCCCCUCUGACCUCAGAGCUCCCUGAGGCCACACCCACACUUCCUGUCAGUGCCUCUGAUUGACAGCUGCCUCCAUCAGUAUCAUAUAUAUCCAUAUAAUCACCCCAAGGUCACUGAUGUUGGUGCUGUAUGAACCACAUUAAAUAUUAACAUCUCAUGUCUCUCUGUCACAUUUACAGUAUUUAAUCAUUUUCUCUCACAGUUCUUCACAUUUGUGUUGUGGGUUUGUUGUUACAGGUUACACAGCAGCUUCUGUUUCUUGUGUUUCUGCCCAGUUUGACCCAUUUAGCAGAAGUCAGCCUGUUUAAGGCUCUGAUAUCUAUUCUGUAUGACUUAAAGCAGUUAUGACAUGGUCUGAUUUUAUCACCCAAUA
Oreochromis aureus is the source of this 1757-nucleotide messenger RNA. RefSeq lists its product as uncharacterized. Gene Ontology annotation, biological process: cell surface receptor signaling pathway. The transcript is spliced from 7 exons. The coding region runs from base 203 to 1048 and encodes 281 amino acids. NCBI's taxonomy places the organism in Eukaryota, Metazoa, Chordata, Actinopteri, Cichliformes, Cichlidae. Gene Ontology annotation, molecular function: transmembrane signaling receptor activity. The record is from RefSeq and is a predicted model, not a curated record.